AUGCCCAGGACUUUACUCCUCUGUUUCAUCCACGGCUUCAAGGGGAACGACAAUACGUUUCAAAAAUUCCCAGAAGACCUGAAAGCUGCCGUGUCCAAGGCCCUCCCCGAGGGCGAUAAUGUUCAGGCCGUCGUGUACCCAAAGUACGAGACGAAGGGCGAACUGGCACGGUGCGCCGAGGCAUUUCUAGAAUGGCUCAAGGAGCGCGUCGUCGAACUGCGCAAGGAGCGCAGCGAGAAACCCUGGCCGCCGGGUGAUCGCGACGUUGGCGUCGUAUUGGUAUCUCAUUCCAUGGGAGGCUUUGUAGCCUCUGACGCCCUCUUCCUAGCCCUGGAUGAACGACGCAACGCCGAGACGACAACAGCCGAAGGCGAGGCCGCCGACACCAAACCUCCACUCUUUCCUCUGGUCCAGGGCGUGCUCGCCUUCGACACGCCAUACAACGGCCUCGCCCGCUCAAUGUUUGUAUACGGCGCGUUUAGCAACUACAACAAGGUCUCGUCCGUCUUCAACGUCAUGACGGCCCUGGCCGCCGCGCCCGCCGGCCUCUCGAAGCUGGCCAUGCAGCGCGCCACCAAGGCCGCCAGCUCCAUCUCCCGCACCGGCACCGCCCGCGCCGUCCGCCGCUCCACCGUCGGCUGGAAGGCGUGGCAGCUGAUGGCCGUGCGGACGGGGACGGUCGGCGCCAUCGCCGCCGGUGGCGUCGCGGCCUACGUGCACAGGAAGGAGAUCGCCGCCGGGCUGAGGAGCGUGCGGGACCUGGACCGGAGCACCAUCGCCGAGUCGUACCAGCGCGGCCUCACCACCCUCGGCCAGGGGCUCGCCUACAUCAACCGCGGCAACGUCGGCCGCUCGUACCAGUGGCUGGCCGAGCACUUUACCUUUGUCGGCGCCCUGCUCAAACCCCGCGAGCUGGAGCGGCGGCUGGCUCGCCUCGCCGCGCUCAAGGGGGUCGGCGUCCGCGACGUCUACGCCAGCCUCGGGGAGAACGGGUACUGGAGCGGCGGGUACUUUGUGCCGGAGCGGACGUUUUGCGCCGUCCCGGGUCAGGAGGCGGCCGAGGCUCGUCUGUUUGGCCGGCGCGUCGUCGAGGGCGCCGUGGACGAGGUGGACGCCCACAUGACCAUGUUCCAGCCGGAGAAGAACAAGGGCUACGACGAAAUGACGGAGGAGGCGGCUCAGACCGUGCUGGGCUGGUUCGCCAGCGACGAGGAGCUCUUUGACGACCCCAAGUUUGCCCAGGUCGGGCCUGACGAGGAGGACGAGAGCAGGGAGGAGGACAAGAUCACCGCCACGGACGAGGGCAUCGCCGUCGGGGACGACAUCGAAGCCGUCGCUGCCGCCACGGAAAAGCCCGCCAGCGAGUCCUCGGAGGCUGCCCGUGGCGAAAAGCGCAAGGCGGAAGGCGACCCCGAUAGCGGCUCGGACGACGGGGGGCUCCCGGACGAGUCCCCCAUCGACAUCGCAGCCGCUGCGUCGCUCGUACCUCUGCCCGAUGAUCGAAGCAGCACCGAGGAUGGCCAGGCCGAGAUGCCCAACGAAAAGGACCGCCAGACGUACCUCCGGCACCUGUUCGGGGUGGCCGAGCAGGCCGGGACGGGGCUCAAGUCGUACUACAACACGGCCUGGUCCGCCAAGCUGCCCACCAUGCCGGCGAUGCCCUCGAUGGAGAACAUGCCGAAUCUGCCUUCCAUGCCGUCCAUGCCCAGGCCCGGCUUUGGGCUCUUCUCGAGGAAGCAGUCGGAUACCAAGAAGGACGGUGCUGAUGAUGCCAACAAGGAAAAGGAUAGCUGUGAUGAUGGUACUGCGGUCAAAGAUGCCGAGGGAAAAGCAGCGGAUGUUGUUGAGGAACAGAAAAAAGGCCGAGACGACAACUGA
Molecule: messenger RNA, 1878 nt
Organism: Pyricularia pennisetigena
Lineage: Eukaryota; Fungi; Ascomycota; Sordariomycetes; Magnaporthales; Pyriculariaceae
Exons: 3
Coding region: 1-1878 (625 amino acids)
Source: RefSeq, a predicted model, not a curated record